This is a messenger RNA of Balaenoptera acutorostrata (minke whale), 1119 nucleotides long. RefSeq names its product testisin-like. NCBI's taxonomy places the organism in Eukaryota, Metazoa, Chordata, Mammalia, Artiodactyla, Balaenopteridae. Gene Ontology annotation, biological process: proteolysis. The record is from RefSeq and is a predicted model, not a curated record. The transcript has 7 exons. Gene Ontology annotation, molecular function: serine-type endopeptidase activity.
AUGGGUAGAAAAGAGGGCAGCACGGGGGGCAGCCAGGCCCCCAGGGUCGCAGACAAGAAAGGGAUCGUCUGGGUACACUGGCUCCUGGGCCAUAACAAGGGGGCGCCCCAGCCGGGCCUUGGAGCUGGCGGAAGCAGAGGGGGCGCCAGGCGGCGGGAAGAAGAGGCCAUGGGCGCGCAGGUCGGGGCGCUGCUGCUCGCGCAACUGUUGGUGCGGGUCGAAAUCGCGAGGCAGGCGUUGCGGGAUAGGGACCUGUUGCUUCCAGCUCAGCCUGGUGUCCAUCUGUCCAUCCCAGGGCCAUGUGGCCAACGGACUGUCCCGACACGCAUAGUGGGUGGAAAGGACGCAGAGCUUGGGCGCUGGCCGUGGCAGGGCAGCCUGCGCCUAUGGGGCUCCCACUACUGCGGAGCAAGCCUGCUCAACCGCCGCUGGGUGCUCUCGGCCGCGCACUGCUUCCAAAACAACAGAGAUCCCUAUGAAUGGUCGGUCCAGUUUGGCGAGCUGUCUGCUACACCACCCAUUUGGAGCCUGCGGGCCUACCUCCGUCAUUACAGGGUGAAGAGUAUUAUUAUAUAACCCAAAUCCAGGAAGUAUUCGCAGGACGACAUCUCCCUGCUGAAGCUGUCCUCCUCCAUCACCUUCAAUAAGCACAUCCAGCCCAUCUGUGUCCUGUCCUCCUCCUUUGAGUUCAAGAACCGGGAUGACUGCUGGGUGACUGGCUGGGGGGACAUCCAUGAGAAAAAGAAUCUGCCACCUCCCUACAAUCUUCAGGAAGUGCAAGUCUCCAUCAUAAACAAAUCCAGGUGUUCCUACCUGUUCCAUCAGCCUGAUUACCGCAGUCACAGCAGUAAUAAUAUGAUUUGUGCUGGCUCUGAGGAUGGCAACACUGACACCUGCAAAGGUGACCCAGGUGGACCCUUGGUCCGUGAAAAGAAUGAGCUGUGGAUUCAGAUUGGAAUCGUGAGCUGGGGAGUGGGCUGUGGUAGGCGCAACCGGGCCGGCAUCUACACCAAUGUCAGUAGUUACUUCAACUGGAUCCAGAUGCUGGUGGGCCGCAGCACACCCAGGCCAGACCCCUCUCAGUUGCUGCUGCCCCUCUCUCUGCUCUGGGCUCCCUGA